AUGAGCAUCACCCACACGGGCCUCUUGCGCUCCCAGUUGCCUGCGAUGGCGUUGAACAGGGCUGAAGUGCCCAGGCGGGCGCGCGGGCGGGAGAUUGGCCGGGCAGGCGCUCGCUCACCGAUCCGGGCGGCCGGCACUGUCCUCCGUCCGGGGGCUGCGGGCGGGCGCGGGCGGUGGCGAGGAGAGCGGCGAGCAGUGGCCCCGCCAGGGCGGCGUGCAUCCUGCCGGGGCCCGCGGGGAGCGGGGAACCCUCCUGGGAAGCGCCCCCUCAGCCAGGCGGGUAGUCCCCAGCUGGUACGGAGGAUCCUUUGGAGCGCGGGGCUCCAGCCGCGAGAUGCUGGGAGCCCUCUGGGACGUGGCUGGAUGUCCCUGUUGGACCUGGGGGUCUCUCUGGGGCGGGGCUCGUUCUGUUGGAAGAGGGGGACCCUCUGGGGCGGGGCCCCUCACCAGGGCGCGCAGCCCGGUUGGCCAAGCGCCGGGGCUCUGAGAGCGCGCAAAGGUCCCGGGGCACGCAGGGGUCCCAGAGCUGCGCCGGGGUCCCGGGACACGUGGGGUUGCUGGGGCUGCACCGAGAUCCCAAGCUCCCCGCCGGGCCAGAGCUUCCGCGCGCCGCCGCCAGAGGGUGCCCUGGCCGAGGACCAGCUCGGGGACCCUCGCUGGCUCAGCGGUGAAUGCGGGCUGGGCGAGCAGCAACAAAUUCGGCGAUAUGGACCAGCUUCGCUCAUCCUCGGGUCUUGGCUGGAGUGAACAACCAGAAGGGUAGGAGUUGAACAGGCGCUGCUGGAUAAUCUGGGAAUGCAGCAAUCACACGGAAUCCAGAGAAGCUGGUAUUUACAACUUUGUGUCAGGCGCCUGUGCCUAAUACUGGCAUGAGCAUCCAUCGUAGGUGUUCUGCAAACACUAGCUGAGUCAAAAAUAAAACUUUAAAGAGAACAGAAAAUAAUCAUCCUCAGAAGUCCUUGGAAACUUCCACUGAGGCAGUUCUCUCCCGUCUGUUUUCUGGAGUCCACACAGGAUCCCAGUGCGAGGCUCUGGAACGGCGAGAAUUCAUACGUUGGUUUCUUAGACCAUAGGAAUUGGAGAUCCCUUAAAAACCACUCCUUUCUGUCCCAAGGAACAAAUGUGGCUUAGAGAAGACCAAGGAAUAAGACCUAAGCUUCUAGAUUUUUUUCCCAGCAAAUAGGGAAACUGAGUCA
Messenger RNA from Chinchilla lanigera (long-tailed chinchilla), 1196 nucleotides. RefSeq names its product collagen alpha-1(II) chain-like. The transcript is spliced from 3 exons. The coding region runs from base 1 to 747 and encodes 248 amino acids. Lineage: Eukaryota; Metazoa; Chordata; Mammalia; Rodentia; Chinchillidae. The record is from RefSeq and is a predicted model, not a curated record.